AUGGGCAGUCGCGGACCCCAGCCACAAGAAGACAAUCGGGAAGCCCGCAGGCAGCAGCUUCAAGCAGAGCGAGCGGAGGAGGGCAUGGGCAGUCGCGGUCCCAAGCCGAUCGCCACCGAAGUCCAGCACCCGUUCCCGGACGAAGAUGUGCUCACAUCGGAGAAGGCGCAGGCCAACUACCUGGCGUUCACACGGAGCUGGGGCCGAUUUGGCCUGUCGAGGGUUCUUCUCGACAAGCUCCCGGCCGGCGGCCCAAGCGCACAGUGGGGUCGCAUGUACGCUGUGCUCAUGGAGGAUCCGCUCAUUUGCGAUGUCUUGGAAGGAGCUGCUCUCGAGGACGAUGGCACCAUCUUCGUAGAAGGGGCCCAGGGCAUGACGCCUUCGCCAGCUCGUUUGGACGCAGUGCACAGAGCUUUGCAAGAGUUGAAGGCACAAUAUCGCCUCUACAAAGCGAACCCAGCGGUGGACAACAUCCUUGCGAGAAUGGCAGCCAUUCAAAACCAGGAAGCCCCCCAAGGGCGCCAAACGGGGGAGUCCGGUGGCUCAGACUCCUCGGCCUUGGGGGUCCAAGUGCUGCAAUCACCUCACGAGGAAGGGGAAGGGGAGCUGGAGGUCGAAUAUUUGAUUCCGAAGGAGUUCAGAGUCCCCAAACCCGAGACCCUGGAACUGCAGAAGGCCCGGGGCAUUUCAGCGCUCAGCGACGACAUGGACACAAAGUUCUUCCCGCACUUGUUUCCUACCGGUACGGGCGGGUGGCAAAACCACUAUAGCAGUUUCUCACAAUAUUCCCGCAAGCGUCUUUUGGGCCUGGACCCGCGCUUUGAGUCGUCGGCGCCGUACAUCAUGUGGCUUUUAGAGAUGCACACAAAGAAGCGGCUUUCGGGCAACAUCAACGUGCGCAUCAGCAGCCAGCAGGCCCCGCAAGGAAAGACCAGGUACCACGACGGCAAGAGUCAGGUGUUCACGGCCCUCAGGGACAUCCCCGGAACCCAUCCCUACGUCUAUGCGAAGAAAGGAGUUGCCCUGAACAUGUACGAGCAGCUCGGCGCCCCCAAGUUCUUCUUGACUCUGUCUUGCAACGCAAGGCAGUCGGAUAUACUCAUUGCUGUCAUAUCAGCGCGCCUUCUGCGGCUGCGGCCCACCAGCCCUCCGGAAGAGAUCGAAUGUGAUGCGGCUGAAAUCUUGCAGCGCUACCAGUCGGACCAGCACUUCAGGUGGGAUGGGCUCUCGCCCAACCAGCUCUGUAAUCAGCACCCGGCCAUUGUAUCAAGACAGUUCAUGCACCAAGUGAGCCAGCUCAUAUGGUGGUUGGGCGCCAAGCGUGAUACGCCUUCGCAUCUGGACCAAAACGGCGAUGCCCAGGAUGAGCCAGAGGAGCAGAGCGAAGACUUCCUCCAGGCCCCGGCCACAGACAGCGCAGGCCGACACCGCGGCGUUCGCAAGGAGCAUCCUCCCUUCAGGGUCCUCGAGUACAUCAUCCGGAUCGAGUGGCAAAAGAGAGGCUACCCGCACGCUCCCAUCUUGCUUUGGGUGGAGGAGUGGGAGACGAAAGAACGAGGCGGUCCAAAAGACGCAGAGAAGGCCAAGGAGCAGGAAGCGCCAGCAAGCAUCCCCAAACAUGAAAAGAGGGCCAAGCCGGCGGAGAAAGCACCAGACCCAGACUGGUUGGAUGAGGAGGCCAUGAAGGAGUUCGUUCCCAAAUCUGUAGAAGACUGGAGCGACAAAUAUAUCUGCACCAAAUCGCCUUAUUCAUGGCGGGCGUCGGCCAAGAUCUCGCCACGUGACAGAGAGGUCAACGCGUAG
Molecule: messenger RNA, 1803 nt
Organism: Symbiodinium pilosum
Lineage: Eukaryota; Dinophyceae; Suessiales; Symbiodiniaceae
Source: the annotation of a GenBank genome assembly